AUGGCAAAAAGAAAAUAUAUGUCAAAAGUCGACGGUAAAAUAAAUGUAGGAGAAAAACAUCAAGCAAAAAUUCCAGAUCUUGUAACUGAAGAAAAUGAAAAGAAUAAUGUAGAAGAAACUCAAGCUGUUGAAAAUGUAAACAAUGUUAAUGAUGAUGUAAGACAAAAUAAAAAAGCUAAAACAGAACAAGUUGAAGAAACAAAGAAUGCUGCUGAAGAACAACCACAACAAGAAGAACCAGUAAAAGAAGAACAAGCAAAUGAAGAACCAGCAAAUGAAGAACCUGCAAAUGAAGAACCAGCAAAAGAAGAACCUGCAAAUGAAGAACCUGCAAAUGAAGAACCUGUAAAUGAAGAACCUGCAAAUGAAGAACAAGCAAAUGAAGAACAAGCAAAUGAAGAACCUGCAAAUGAAGAACAAGCAAAUGAAGAACAAGCAAAUGAAGAACCAGCAAAUGAAGAACCUGCAAAUGAAGAACAAGCAAAUGAAGAACCAGCAAAUGAAUAA
Molecule: messenger RNA, 507 nt
Organism: Plasmodium adleri (nom. inval.)
Lineage: Eukaryota; Apicomplexa; Aconoidasida; Haemosporida; Plasmodiidae
Product: conserved Plasmodium protein, unknown function
Exons: 1
Coding region: 1-507 (168 amino acids)
Source: RefSeq, a predicted model, not a curated record